AUGGUGCUCAGAGAGAAGCGCAAUCUGAGGCUCGCCAAGGAUAGACUUUCUGUUGGAUCCGACCUGCCACCCGUUCUUGUGGAUAAAAUCGAGACCAUUACGUGGAAGCCUGAUGAUGCCUUAUUGAAACGUUUGGGUGUUGGAUCAAAAGCUGACGACAGAGUUGGCCUUGCGCACAAGUUUCAAGGCAAUGUGUCGGUAAUCGCGGGUAAGGCAGGAUUCGAUGGUGGUGUAUGCAUGGCUGCCGGCGGUCGUCGCUCUUUCGACGGUGAUAGCUGGAUUUGA
Molecule: messenger RNA, 285 nt
Organism: Plenodomus lingam JN3
Lineage: Eukaryota; Fungi; Ascomycota; Dothideomycetes; Pleosporales; Leptosphaeriaceae
Source: RefSeq, a predicted model, not a curated record